Molecule: messenger RNA, 2089 nt
Organism: Monomorium pharaonis (pharaoh ant)
Lineage: Eukaryota; Metazoa; Arthropoda; Insecta; Hymenoptera; Formicidae
Exons: 1
Coding region: 452-1864 (470 amino acids)
Biological process (GO): DNA integration
Molecular function (GO): nucleic acid binding
Source: RefSeq, a predicted model, not a curated record
UAACCUGCGUAAUCGCGAAACGUGUCAGUCGAUUGAUUGAUGUCACCCAUAUCGUAUCAAGAUUAAAAACAAUGAGUAAUAACGAACGGCGAAAAGACGGUUACGAACGUUUAACGAACAAUUUUGAUCGGUUCCUGAAUCAACAGCGGACGGUUCAGGAACGGUUGUCGGAUAGCUAUCGAACGGUGCAGGAUCGCUAUCAAACGACUCGGGAACGAUUGUCGGACGGUUAUCGAACGGUUGUAAAUCAAGUCAGGAAUAGUUACGAACGAUUGUCUGAUCGAUCGGUACCGGAAGACAAAGAACCACUGCUGAAAGACGAUAGAAAGCAGUGAUAAAAGAUAAUUCAAACGUGAAACGAACGCGAAAGAACGGGUACAGAACAGAAUCCAAACAGAAAAAAACAGAAAAAGAACAGAAAGAAACAGGAAAAGAACAGAAAAAAACAGGAAUGGAACAGGGAAAGAACAGAAACGGAAUAGAGAAAACAGGAACGGAACGGGUACAGAACGGAAACGGAACGAAAAAAAACAGGAUUAGAACGGAAAAAGAACAGAAACGGAACAGAAUGGAACAGAAAAAAACAAGAACGGAACGGGUACAGAACGGAAACGGAACGGAAAAAAAUGGGAUUAGAACGGGAAAAGAACAGAAACGGAACAGAACUGAACAGAAAAAAACGGGAACGGAACGGGUACAAAACGGAAACGGAACAGAAAAAAACAGGAACGGAACGGGUACAGAACGGGUACGGAACAGAAAAGAACGGGAACAGAACAGGGAAAGAACAGAAACGGAACAGAAAAAACAGCGAAAGAACAGAAAUGGAACAGAAAUGGAACAGAAAAAAACGGGAACAGAACAGACAAAGAACGGAAACGGAAUAGAAAAAACAGGAACGAUCGGUAUGCGAUCCAUGAAACCGUUAAAAUCCAAUAUUAGUUCCGAAAGGCGACGACUCGUCGAGGAACUGCAUGCUCCGGCGAGAAGAAAUUUUCAACGAAGACACGUCAUAGUUCGAGGCUACGACGAUCUAUGGCAGGCUGAUAUCGUCGAGAUGAUUCCGUACUCACGUAUUAACAGAGGCUACCACUACAUACUCACCGUCAUCGAUGUGUUGAGCAAACACGCGUGGGCCAUUCCGCUCAAGAGCAAGGGUGGAAGCGAGACAGCUGAUGCUAUCGUCGAGAUAAUUCGAGAGAGCGCAAGAUGUCCGAAAAAUUUACAGACUGAUAAGGGAAAAGAGUUUUACAAUGCCGAUGUGCAGAAAAUAUUGAAAAAACAUGAUAUUAAUCAUUAUUCCACGUACUCGGUAAUGAAGGCAUCGGUUGUCGAACGGUUUAACCGUACGCUGAAAAACGACAUGUGGAAGAAGUUUACACUCAACGGCAAUUACAAGUGGAUUGACCUGUUACCGGAUCUCGUGUCAAAUUACAACUCUCGGAAACACCGAACUAUCGGUAUGCGACCCGUCGACGUAACCCCUGCUGUGGCUGAAAGACUCUUGAAUACGGUGUACAGCUCGAUAAAGAUUGCUGGUCGAGCGAAAUUUAAAGUCGGUGACUCUGUACGCGUGAGCAAAUUUAAGACAGUCUUUGAAAAGGGCUACACACCGAAUUGGACAACCGAGGUGUUUAAAAUUAUUAAAGUACAGCAUACCAAUCCCGUAACUUAUUUACUAGAGGAUUAUCGCGGAACAUCUAUAGUUGGAGCGUUCUACGAGCACGAGUUGCAUCGUGCGACUCACCCGGACGUUUAUCUCGUGGAGAAAGUAUUGCGCAGGAAGGGUGACAAGGUUUACGUCAAGUGGUUGGGAUUCGAUGGAUCACAUAAUUCGUGGAUUCACAAAGACAAUGUUAUAUAAGAAUAUUUUCUUUAUUAUAAUCAUAUAAAAGUGUAAUGUAAACUUAUAAAAAUAAAAAUACAGUUUUUUUAUAAUAAGUGGUGUAUAUAUACGAGACUUCUUUAUUACCUAUCCAUCCAUUCAUCAUCCUUAAUACAUUUUCUUAUUAAUACGUAUUAUAAAAUGUAUAAUGUAAUCAACUUUAAUUAAUUUUUCAUAGAAAAUUAACAUAUAAAAUGCAUACUA